AGACGAAGAAGAAGACGAAGAAGAAGACGAAGAAGAAUUGCGCAAGCCCUGUAAAUAUUUUCCACAAUGGCUUCGCAGCCUCCACCUAAACCGUGGGAGAGACGGAUUCCCGGUCCCCUUGGAGCGCCUGUUAGCUUUCGAUCUACAGAUUAUGGACCAACCACAGGUAUAACCACCUCUUCAGGCCCUCCUGUCUUGACAAGGAUGGUGCCUCCGGUGCCCCCUCGCCCUGUUCCGCAGCAGUCCUACCAACCAGCGUACAACUCUUUCACCUCCUCUUACAGCCCCUUUGGGAGCUCCAUCUAUGGCGGAUACAGCCCAUAUAGAGGAUACAACUAUGGCGGAUCCUAUGGCCUCGGAGGAUACAGUCGCUUCCCCGCCACAGAGGAUGUUGCCCCCAGCCGUUUUGUACAGCAGGCAGAGGAGAGCAGUCGUGGGGCCUUCCAGUCUAUUGAGAGCAUAGUACAGGCCUUCACUUCAGUAAGCAUGAUGCUGGACGCUACAUUCUCCGCCGUCUACAACAGCUUCCGUGCUGUCCUGGAUGUAGCCAACCACUUGACACGACUACGAGCACAUUUCACUCGGGUUCUGUCUGCAUUUGCUCUGGUGCGCACCUUGCGCUACCUCUACAGACGAAUCCAGAGGCUGCUGGGGCUGAGGUCAGACACUGAGGUUGAGGACCUGUGGACGGACAGUGCAAGUGACGCCUUAGCCACUAGUGCAUCCAGAGGUUAUGGAGCAGGGAUGGACGAUGGCAGUGCCAGACCAGUGAAGUCUUGGCCAAUCUUCUUGUUUUUAGCAGUAGUGCUGGGGGGACCCUACCUGAUUUGGAAACUGCUGAGCUCCAACACUGAGGCUGAAGAAAGUGCCACCAAUUGGGCCGGUGGCGAGGAUGACCACGUCGUGGCAAGAGCAGAAUAUGACUUUACAGCUGCAUCUGAGGAGGAGAUUUCUCUGCGGGCAGGAGACAUGAUUAACCUAGCCCCUAAAGAGCAACAGCCUAGGGUGCGUGGCUGGCUGCUGGCCAGUGUUGAUGGCCAGACCACAGGGCUUGUGCCAGCCAACUACGUAAAGGUCCUUGGAAAAAGGAGGGGCCGUAAGCAUGCAGAGCUUAAUAGGCUUGUCCAGGCCCAGCAAGGAAACCCACAGAACCCAAAGUCAGCCCUUGCUACUGGCCCACCGCCAAAUCUAGCCCCAGGUUUCACUCCAGGUCUUGGUUCAGCGUCGGUGUCAACCACAGCUGCCUCAGAAGAACUUCUAGAGUCAGUCUACCGAGAAACACCAACAUCAUUGAGUCUGGACCCAACCAACUCCAGUAUCCCAUCCUGCACAGUUAUAGAUAUUUCAGAGAAGAUUGACCUUUGAUGCCUGUGUGUUUGCACAACUGUAUGCAUAUAUAUAUGCAAGUUUGUGUGUUUGCAUAAUUAGUUUGUUUAGUCGAUAUGUGUUGUGACCUUUUAGCUAUGAAGCUUGACUACUCAACAACUGACCCUACUUAUUUGUCCAGCCAUGCAAGCUAAUUGUACCAUGUAUCACAAGAUGUGGCUCACAACUACCCAGGGAAGAGAAAAACAACACAAGAAGCAGACUUUGGACCCUAUGACAGAGUGAAGUAGGAGGGGGUCAUAAAUGGUUGUCAUUAUACUUGUGUUACCCUCUUUGAAAUGAGUGUGUUUCAAAUUGAAUGUUUAUUUCUUUAGUUUAAGACAGGGACUUAUGUUUAGUUAGAAGAAACAAUGUUUUUGUCAAGAUCAUGUCUGGUCGGCUUGGCUAUCUGUAGAUUGCAACAGUUUGAUCAACAGAUGUUAUUUACUGUAAAUGUGUACUGAAGUUCACUCUAGAUAAUGUGCUCAAGAAUUUAGUGCAAUAUCACACAAACUGUACACUUGAUUUUGGAAGGACAAAGCCAACCAAUACAAUGGUAUUUCAAAAAUUAUUUACACCAGUUGAAUGUAAUAAUCCCACAAAAUCCUUGGCAGUCUGUUUUUGGUAUGGGCCUUGGCUUGUAGACCACCUUGUUCACUGCAUUUUCUUUACUUUUUUUUUUUAAUUCAAACUGGGACGCUGUCAUUCAAAACAGGGAGGGUUGACUGCACAUUUUGACUAUUACAGUUAUAAAGCUGCAAUUUUGUAAACACGUAAGUAAAAUUAUUUUGAAAAUACAAUUAUUCCUAAACAGUCAUUAUUUGCCCCAUAAAUAAAUCCUGUUGUAGAUUUAUGAAAUAAAGACAUGUGGCUCAAUUAUGAUGGUACAUCUCCACCUCGGGGUUCAAGUCCACUUCGCUGGAGUCCAUGAAAGAAUGGAAAACGAAAAUCCUUUUCAACAAAAGAAAAGGCAUCCAUCUGCCAGGAAAAGAAGUGGAUUUCAAUUGUGUUCUAGUGGUCAGAGUUAUUGAUAAUUACUCAAAAGGAAAGAUUUAAUUUUGUUAACCCCAUUUUCCAUGUAGAGACCUCAGUGCUGUCUACUGGGCUGGAAAACACUUGGCCAAUAACGUGGUGUUGAAUUUUGGUAAUUUCAAACUGUUAAUACAAAUGAUAUUUUUGGAGAGAAAAUUUGAUCAGGAAAAAAAGCAAUUUCAUUCUAAUAUUUAUAUACUUAUAUUUGUAAGUAUAUUUCAUAUUUUUGACGAGCUGAAAUGAUGGAAGUGAUACUCCUAACAGCAAUAUUUCUACUUAGAUGAAAAUAGUUUCAUUUACUGACACCAUAUUUUUUGAUAAUUUGUGUCAGUAAAAAGUGAAAUUAUCAAAACAAAGGGUGCGAAAUGUAUUAGAACUAUUUUCACACUGAACUGACUUCCACCCAGAGGUAUAUAAUAUAUUUGAUUUGAUUUAAUUUAUUUUUAUUUUGAACAUGUAAAAAAGAAAAACGAAACAAUAAUAAAAUGAAAUGAA
Lampris incognitus (smalleye Pacific opah) is the source of this 2892-nucleotide messenger RNA. RefSeq names its product peroxisomal biogenesis factor 13 (gene pex13). Lineage: Eukaryota; Metazoa; Chordata; Actinopteri; Lampriformes; Lampridae. Gene Ontology annotation, cellular component: peroxisomal membrane; peroxisome; peroxisomal importomer complex. The record is from RefSeq and is a predicted model, not a curated record. Bases 67 to 1365 code for a protein of 432 amino acids. Gene Ontology annotation, biological process: protein import into peroxisome matrix, docking. The transcript is spliced from 4 exons. Gene Ontology annotation, molecular function: protein binding.